This is a messenger RNA of Oenanthe melanoleuca, 2981 nucleotides long. RefSeq names its product von Willebrand factor C domain containing 2 like (gene VWC2L). Gene Ontology annotation, molecular function: protein binding. The coding region runs from base 714 to 1280 and encodes 188 amino acids. Gene Ontology annotation, cellular component: AMPA glutamate receptor complex. Gene Ontology annotation, biological process: negative regulation of BMP signaling pathway. The record is from RefSeq and is a predicted model, not a curated record. The transcript is spliced from 4 exons. NCBI's taxonomy places the organism in Eukaryota, Metazoa, Chordata, Aves, Passeriformes, Muscicapidae.
GCUCUUCUCUCUUCUUCUUUUUUUUUUUUUUUUUUUUUUUUUUUUUUUUUUUAAACCGCCACCCCUCUAAAACCCAAAUUAAUCCUGAUAAGGGCAGGCAGGCAGCGCGGAGCCGCGCGGCGCGGGCAUGGCCGGCGCCCGGGCCGGGGAGUCCCCGGAGGGGCGCGGGGGCCGCCCGCCCGCCGGGCGCGGGGCUCCUGCGCCCGCCCUCCCCCGCCUGCCUCCCGCCUAACCCGCCAUCGCUCCCCCCCUUCCCCCGCCGAGGCGAAGCCGGAGCCGCAGGAGAUCCGCCGGGCGCAGGGAGGGGACAGGGAUGGGUUGUUUUCUCUCCCCCGCCCGCCCCGAGACCUGAGGAGAUGCAGCCCAAGUUCGCCGCGAUGACUCUGCUGCUGGCACCGGGGAUUCUCCGCGGCGUCGCAGCCUCCGGACCGCCCGAAUCCUGCUCCCUCUGAAUCGCCGGGUUAAAGCUCAGUUCUCAUGUUGUGGUUGCUGGGCUGCCGCGCUCCCGUUUUGCGAUGGGAGGUGGAGGAAAAGGGAUUGUCCGUGAGUCAACACCGAAAACGUGAUUAGGAGGAACUGCUUUCACUAAUCUGUUUCUAACCUUUCAGUCCAUGUUGGCCUGUGACCCCUCUCAGCUUUCACAUCCAGCCUGAUCAGACCACAACACUGGUCUCCCUAUGGAAGCAACUGUUUGUAUUUGGCUUUGAGGUCCCAUGGAGAAGCCGAGGAGGGGGAUGGCUCUUCAUAUCCAUGAAGCCUGGAUACUUCUGUUUGUGCUCCCUGGUUUGGUCACUCCAGCUGCCAUCAAUCACGAAGAUUACCCCGCUGAUGAAGGGGACCAGGCCUCCAGUAAUGACAAUCUGAUCUUCGAUGAUUACCGGGGGAAGGGCUGUGUGGAUGACAGUGGCUUUGUGUACAAACUGGGAGAACGUUUUUUCCCAGGGCACUCCAACUGUCCCUGUGUCUGUACUGAGGAUGGACCUGUUUGUGAUCAACCAGAAUGCCCUAAAAUCCACCCAAAGUGCACAAAAGUGGAACACAAUGGAUGCUGUCCAGAAUGCAAAGAAGUGAAAAACUUUUGUGAAUAUCAUGGGAAAAAUUACAAAAUCUUGGAGGAAUUUAAGCCCUCGCCAUGCGAAUGGUGUCGCUGCGAGCCCAGCAAUGAAGUUCACUGUGUUGUAGCAGACUGCGCAGUCCCCGAGUGUGUCAACCCGGUCUAUGAACCAGAGCAGUGUUGUCCUGUCUGCAAAAAUGAAAUUCCUGAAAUGGCCAGAUUUUAAGAUUGCACUUAAACCCCCUUCAGUCAGAGUCUAUGCAAUGUGCUGGUUGGUUGUGCAGAUGCAAGGGGAUGUGCCCAGCCAAGGAGAAGAAGUGCUCCCCAUGCUGGAUUUUGUUGGACUUCACCAUCCUCUCCCCAGGUCCUGGCAGCUGGAGGCAGUAGCAUAGCAUAGCCACAUCACCCUGCAUGGUUGUGAAUUACUGAUGGCAGCCAACUUUUGGGGCACUUGGCCACCCCCACAGCCACACCCCCUUCAGGUGUCAGCCCGAGGGGCCACGGGAAGGACUGGAUAAUGCUCUUUGUGAUGACCAGCAGGAGUGUGAGCUGUGGUGCCCUUUUAGCUCAAUUAGAGCAGUGAUGUGAUUACCAACAGAGCAAAGAAAGGAUUGAUUUGAAAGCUGGGAGAAGAUCAAGACUGAAAAUGAGCAGGUGUAUUUGGGCCAGGCAGACAACAACCUGGCAAAGUACUCCAGUGCUUGCUAUACUGUUCCUUGAGAAGUUAUUUCCCUGAAACUGAUUUUCAGUGGAGCUUGUCCAUCUGAUCACUUCAGGCCAAGGGGUUAAAGGCAUGGAGAUACUGAACUUGCUGGUGAGAAUUAGACAUGAGAGCAUCUGUCAAGAGCUACAUCCUCCAUUGCUUUGGAAAUCUCCAGCACUUGGAUUAUCCAGAUACUUAAAUGCCCUGCUGACUCAAGAUUGAUCUGCUCCCUGGGGUCACAGCUGUUGGAAGAGGCCUCUGUAACAGGGAAAAGCUUUGGAAAAGUUAAAACUUCCAAAAUCAGCCAUCCUGGUGUUGGACAGCAUCAGGGAGGGCUGAGUUGAAUCUGCCACGUCGUGAAGUUUCAGAGAAAGUGAGACUGGGAGCAACGAGGGAGAGGAAAAGCAUUAAGAGGACAAAAAAGCCCUGAACUGAGCAGCACUUCAUGUGAUUAAGUCCAUCCCACAGCUCAGUGCUCACUCAAAGCUGGGGUGCUGGGCUGUGCAGUGACAGGGAUGCUGCUGGAAGAGCUCCAUUCCCAGGGAGCUGCAGCCUGGAGCCAGUAGGACAGCAGCCCCUGAACCUGGUGUGUUCACCUGCACAGGUCACCUGCUGCUCCCCGAGCCUCUGUGUUCUCUGCCUCUGCCCAGCAAGCAAGAAAGGGAUAAUUCACUAAUUAAACAUGGCAGGAAAAGGCUCUGCCUGACUGCUGGAGGCCAGGCAGGAGCUGAAAGCUGCUAUGCUGGAUUUGCAACCCAGGUCCUGACCAUGCUUCCCUGCUUCCUCCACAGCAGAGUUCAGAUGGAUGUAACAGGCACCCUGAAGAGAAGGGUCAGGGAGGAUCAUGAGAAGCCAUUUGUGGGAUGGGACUGGCUCCAGAGCUCUCUUUCAGCAGACACAGCUCUCAGAGACUUGGGAAACACGUUACCUGGUCUGCAUUACUCUUCAAACUCAGAAAUAUUUAUGAAGAAGCUUUUGCUCAAAAUGAUUGUUCUCCCUUGGGGAAGUGUUGCUGAAGUUUGUGUGCACUGGCCUGUGAGAGUGGUAGUUCAAGAUUCACUAUCUUCAUGAUAGUGUCUUGCAGAGAAGGGUUGGGUUAGGGGUUUUUUGGAGGGGAAGAGUCUCUAGAUUCUGCUUGGGAAGGCAGGUUCCUUUGCAGAAUGCAAGGAGCCUGGGCAGGACUGAAAUUAAAGCAGGCAUUGCAUUGCUGUUCCCCACCUGAUU